Molecule: messenger RNA, 545 nt
Organism: Penaeus indicus
Lineage: Eukaryota; Metazoa; Arthropoda; Malacostraca; Decapoda; Penaeidae
Product: pro-resilin-like
Exons: 3
Coding region: 50-439 (129 amino acids)
Cellular component (GO): extracellular matrix
Source: RefSeq, a predicted model, not a curated record
CGGUCAUUCACUGGAUAUCUAACACAAGUUGUACAGCGUCCACACCAACAUGAACUCAAAGGUCCUUCUUCUCGUGACUCUCGUGGCUGUCGCGGCCGCUGACAGGCGACCCUACUCCUACUCCGCUCCCGAGUUCUCCUCUGAGGAAUUCGGCCCCGCCCACUACAACUUCGACUGGGCGGUCCAGCACAGCGACUCCGGCAACAACUUCGGCCACCAGGAGGCCCGCGACGGCGACGACACCCAAGGAUCGUACUUCGUGCAGCUUCCCGACGGCCGCCUCCAGACCGUUAGGUUCAAUGUGCAAGGAGACUCCGGAUUCGUGCCCGAAAUCUCAUACGAAGGAGAGGCUCGUUAUCCUGACUCCUUCGAGUCGUUCGAGUCGUUCGAGUCUCGUGAAUCUCGUGGCUAUGCCCCUCCAAGACCCGUGUAUGGUUAGAUUGAAACCAUUUGCUAUAUCGGUCACCACCAUUUCCUCAGAUUAUUUAUUUUACAUGUGCAAUAUACUAUGUUAUCUUUGAUUUUGAAUAAAUCAAGCAUAUAAA